ACUCUACAUCCUGCAAAGUGACUAGAAUGAAUUGGAGGAGGGGGGGUCGUCAAAUUAAAUAUAACAACUGUCUUCUGUCGUGUUUAAAUCGUCCUGCAUGGAUCAUCUCCACCACGUUAACCGCGACAAGAACCGUAAUGGAGGAACAGCAAAGGGGGUUAAAAGAAUGACGUGUUUCAAGUCAAAUAGCAAUUUCUAACAAGCCAGCUGACGUCAGCUCAUACAGCCAGCAGCAUCAUCAGCAACGUUACUGCUGCUGCUGAUGAUUAAAAGAUAGGAGCAUGUACUUUCUCUACACAAUCAUCGCGUCCUUAGUUUCUUUUUUCAUUUUGAAAUGGAUGAAAAAGAGGAGGUACUGCACCGACCUGAAAAGACUUGAUGGCAAAACAGUUCUUAUUACAGGUGGCAAUUCUGGCAUUGGCAAAGAGUCAGCUGUUGCCUUGGCAACGAGAGGCGCCCGUGUCAUCAUCGCUUGCAGAGACCCGGACAAGGCCGAGAAGGCAGUGAGGGAGAUCAAGUUCAAGAGUCACAGCCUUAACGUCCUUCACAUGGAGCUGGAUCUGGCCAGCCUGCGCUCUGUGAGGGAGUUCUGUAAGAGCUUCCUCCAGAGAGAGAAGAGGCUUGACAUCCUGAUCAACAAUGCAGGCAUGCCCGGUGUCCUCGACUGGACGGACGACAGCUUCAGCAUGUGUUUUGGCGUCAACCACUUGGGACACUUCCUCCUAACCAAUCUGCUUCUGCCUCGCCUGAAGGAAUGUGGCCCAAGCCGUGUGGUCACCCUCACAUGCUCCAGCUACAAAUACCAGAAACUGGACUUCCAGGACCUCAACUACAACCUGUUGCCCUUCUUCACCUACUGCCGCAGCAAGCUGGCCAACAUCUACUUCAGUCAGGAAGUGGCCCGCAUGACUGAAGGGAAAGGAGUGACCUCCUAUGCUGUGCACCCUGGUUUUGUCCAAAGCGGUUGGACGUGCCACUACUCCAUCCUGUUCCGGAUGCUGAUGCAGGUGAUCAUGUGGAUGUUUUUUGUGCCGUGUGAGAUUGGAGCUCAGACUGUCGUCUACUGUGCUGUGUCAGAUGAAGCUGCCAAACACAGCGGAGGUUACUUCGUCGACUGCCGACCAGCUACUCUGCGUCCUUUCGCAAGAGACGCUGGUGUGGCAAAGAAACUGUGGGAGGCCAGUGAGAGACUGGUGAAACUGGCCUGAUGGUGGAGCUGAUUCUUAGACAGUUAUUUAUGGUUAUGUACGUUUCUUUUAUGUUUAUGUUUUUCAUUCAUAUUUUUGCUGCGUACCAUGCAUGAGUACAUUUUUAUUUAAUAAAAAUAUGAUUUCAUGAUUUAACACUUUGGUUGUAUAACACAUGAUUUGACAUGGUGGUUAUUUCUUAAAACAUGUAAACAUAAAAUAUUAAAUAUUUGUGUUUUAACUA
Molecule: messenger RNA, 1431 nt
Organism: Sebastes umbrosus (honeycomb rockfish)
Lineage: Eukaryota; Metazoa; Chordata; Actinopteri; Perciformes; Sebastidae
Exons: 4
Coding region: 282-1208 (308 amino acids)
Source: RefSeq, a predicted model, not a curated record